This is a messenger RNA of Lagopus muta (rock ptarmigan), 3141 nucleotides long. It is a transcript of the gene MCOLN3, whose product is annotated as mucolipin TRP cation channel 3. Bases 266 to 1942 code for a protein of 558 amino acids. Lineage: Eukaryota; Metazoa; Chordata; Aves; Galliformes; Phasianidae. The record is from RefSeq and is a predicted model, not a curated record. Gene Ontology annotation, molecular function: NAADP-sensitive calcium-release channel activity. The transcript is spliced from 14 exons. Gene Ontology annotation, cellular component: plasma membrane; lysosomal membrane.
CAACUGCAAUUCCGUAACCGGAAGGGUCUCUUGCAUCGCGUUAUGUUUUGCUCUGUUUGGUUUAAUUAAAGAUUUGGUACAACAAAUUGUAGGACGACUGCAUCGACCUCCCCUCCCGCAGCAGCAGCCCGAACCAGAACCGGGCAGGGCGGUGCCGCUCCGCGAGCAUUGCCUGCAGGCGGCGGUAGGGGCCGGGAGGCCGCCGAGCUGCUGCACCCCUCCGGGCGCCGGAGCGCGGUGCGCGCAGCGGGAGCACAGCGCAGCAAUGGAGACUCCUGAAGUGGCUGUAAGCAGCUGCAGCGCUCUGGAUGAGGAAGGGAUCUGCAGCUACAGACAACACCUGUCACUGCCACAGGAGCUGCUGGCAGAAGACCAGCUCAGGAGGAAGCUGAAGUUCUUCUUCAUGAACCCAUGUGAAAAAUUCUGGGCCCGGGGCAGAAAACCUUGGAAACUUGGGAUUCAACUGCUCAAAAUAGCAAUGGUUACCAUUCAGCUGGUACUUUUUGGAUUGAGCAAUCAAAUGGUGGUUGCCUUCAAAGAAGAGAACACUAUUGCAUUCAAACAUCUCUUCUUGAAAGGGUACAUGGACAGAAUGGAUGAUACCUAUGCAGUAUACACACAGACAGAUGUCUAUGACCAAAUAUUCUUUGCCAUCAAUCAGUACUUACAGUUGCCCAACAUUUCUGUUGGAAACCAUGCUUAUGAGAAGAAAGGAGCAGAAGAGACAGCUCUGGCUGUAUGUCAACAGUUCUACAAGCAAGGAACCAUCUGUCCUGGAAAUGACACCUUUGAUAUAGACCCAGAGAUUGUGACUGACUGCUUCUACAUUGAGCCAUUGAUGUCUUUAGACAACAGAACAGUGGGAAAGCACAAUUUGAAUUUCACUCUGGAUUUUCACAGGCUAGUGGCAGUGCAACUCAUGUUCAAUCUGAAGGCAAUCAACCUCCAGACCGUUCGUCACCAUGAGCUCCCUGACUGUUACGAUUUCACCCUGACGAUAGUGUUUGAUAAUAAAGCCCACAGUGGAAGAAUCAAAAUCAGUCUAGACAAUGAAAUAGAGAUCAGGGAAUGUAAAGACUGGCAUGUUUCUGGAUCAAUACAGAAGAAUACGCAUUACAUGAUGAUUUUUGAUGCUUUUGUCAUACUCAUCUGUCUGAGUUCGCUGAUCCUUUGCACGCGAUCAGUGGUCAAAGGAAUUCGGCUCCAAAGAGAAUUUGUAAGUUUUUUUCUAUAUUACUACAAGAAAGAAGUAUCUUACAAUGAUCAGAUGGAAUUUGUCAAUGGCUGGUAUAUCCUCAUUAUGGUUAGUGAUGUCCUAACUAUCACUGGAUCAACUCUCAAAAUGGAGAUACAGGCCAAGAGUCUGACGAGUUAUGACGUUUGUAGCAUACUCCUAGGAACAUCCACUAUGCUCGUGUGGCUUGGAGUCAUUCGCUACCUAGGUUUCUUUCAGAAGUAUAAUCUUCUCAUUCUAACGCUGCGAGCAGCAUUACCCAACGUCAUGAGGUUCUGCUGCUGUGCUGCUAUGAUCUAUCUAGGCUAUUGUUUCUGUGGAUGGAUUGUACUGGGGCCAUACCAUGUGAAGUUCCGUUCUCUGAAUGUGGUUUCUGAAUGCCUCUUUUCAUUGAUAAACGGAGAUGACAUGUUUGCCACUUUUGCAAAAAUGCAGCAGAAAAGUUACUUGGUUUGGUUAUUCAGUAGAAUCUACCUCUACUCCUUCAUCAGUCUGUUCAUCUACAUGGUGCUAAGUCUCUUCAUUGCACUCAUUACGGAUACGUAUGAAACUAUCAAGCACUACCAACAAGAUGGCUUUCCAGAGACAGAACUUCAGAGAUUUAUAUCACAGUGCAAAGACUUACCAAACUCUGGAAGGUACAGAUUAGAAGAGGAAAGUUCUAUAUCUCUCUUCUGCUGUUGUAAUGGUCCUAGUGAACAUAUCUGAUGGUCUGUGGGAGCAUACCAUGGAGGCUCUGAAGCAGUGCACAUUGCAGGAAGUGGGUAGUUUAGAGCUGGUGGAAAAUCUUACACCCUAAGUCUAAAUGCUUUUCCCCAAAACCAGUGUAAACCUGUGGCAAAAGCUUGUGAUAUACUUGCAGCCUUUCUGGUCAGGCGCUCUCACUUCUAGCUCAGGUUUGUUUGUUUUUUAGCUUUGUUCUAUUUGUUUCCUCAGUUAAAAUUUUCUAGACUGCAAAGGGCAUUAACAAGCUGUCUGUGUUCAGACUUGGCUAGACUAAAUGGGUAGACUAGGAAGGCACAAAGAAAUAGUAUCAGGCAACAGUGACUUUGAGCAUCAAGCUAGCCCUCAGUACUAAAGGCAUUCUCUCUCAUGCAUUGAGUGAAUUAAAGCAGUCUGGUGCCCUCAAGCAGUUUUCUAUAUCUGUAAUACUCAAGAAAAAAAAAAUUAAAUCUAUGACAUUUGGUGAAACUUGUUUCUGGAGACAGUACAGGGGGUUGAUGUACAAGCCAUUCAAAUAUGGUUCUGAGCAUCAACCAAACAUUUGUAUGAGGAGAAGCACCAUGCGAGGAACAUGGCAGUCUCCUCUCAGACAGGUGAGGACAUGAAAGGCUGGAAAUGAAGUCGGAGGGGUGAGGUGGGUGGAGAGAUGUGGAUGUCCCACAUCCAGCCCCAGCCAAGGGUCCCUUACAGCAUUCUGCUGAGCAGUGUGCUGACCUUACAUUUUUUAAGGAAUAGUCAGGCAGAAGAACUUUUAAAGUAUUUAUUUUUAAGUAGAGAACUUCCUUUAGUGUACCAGUCUAUAAACCUGGACUAAGGUAAAGACAUAGACUCUGAGAGUCAUCUCACCACACAUAAGAAACUAAUGUUUCCUACCAAGCUGUAUGACCUGGUACUGUCUGUGGCUGUCUAGAACAUUAGGUCUUACACAAGUUCAGUUUUGUCAACUUAGUUUAUAUAGUUUGCUCAUUGUGGUACUGUGCAAUGGAUGCCUUAUUUCCUAUAGUCUCUUCACUAUAGGAGAAGAAUAGAAAGACAAAGGAAAGCAUAUUUUAGAUAACCUGCAUUUUAAGCAACAAUCCCGUAAGUGUGUGUGAAAUCAUGCAAUGAAAUUCUGUAUGCUGCACACCAACACAGUGCACACUAAACACCUUUUGUCUGGAUGUUUACCUACUGCAAAUGCACUA